CUCUCUCUCUCUCUCUCUCCCCCCCUCUCCCUCUCUCUCUCACUCUCUGUGUCAUUUUUGUACGUUUGAAAAAUAUUUCAACCAAUCCUAUUCUUCCCUAAACCCCCAAAACCCCCCUUCACACUCUCAGCCCCCGCAGCUUUCCACUCACGCGCCGCCAUGCAAGCGGCUCUGAUUUCACCAUCUUCAUGGCCCACCAUCAGAACUUUCAUUACCCAAAAUGGGUCCCACCCAAGAGCUCCGUUCACCGUCAGAGCAUCGGUAUCGGACGCUGUUCAGUCACCUCCUUCCAUUGCUGUCGAAUCCCCACCUACCCAGAAGCUCAACAAGUACAGCUCUCGAGUCACUGAGCCCAAAUCCCAAGGUGGGUCUCAGGCAAUUCUGCAUGGUGUUGGACUUUCCGAUGACGAUUUAAGUAAACCCCAGAUUGGGAUAUCAUCGGUUUGGUACGAAGGGAACACCUGCAACAUGCACCUCUUGAGCCUCUCUGAGGCUGUGAAACAGGGUGUCACAGAAGCUGGCAUGGUUGGGUUUAGAUUCAAUACCGUUGGGGUCAGUGAUGCUAUCUCUAUGGGUACUAGAGGAAUGUGCUAUAGUUUGCAGUCAAGAGAUUUGAUUGCUGAUAGUAUUGAGACUGUUAUGAGUGCUCAGUGGUAUGAUGGCAAUAUCUCAAUUCCUGGUUGUGACAAAAAUAUGCCAGGUACAAUCAUGGCAAUGGGCCGGCUUAACCGACCAAGUAUUAUGAUAUACGGUGGAACUAUCAAGCCUGGGCAUUUUCAAGGUCAUACGUAUGAUAUAGUAUCUGCCUUCCAGUGUUAUGGAGAAUAUGUUAGCGGAUCCAUAAGCGAUGAGCAGAGGAAGAAUGUAGUACUGAACUCUUGUCCUGGGGCCGGGGCUUGUGGUGGAAUGUAUACAGCAAACACAAUGGCCUCUGCCAUUGAAGCUAUGGGAAUGUCUCUUCCAUACAGCUCUUCAACGCCCGCUGAGGACCCAUUGAAGCUAGAUGAGUGUCGUUUAGCUGGAAAAUAUCUUCUAGAACUAUUGAAAAUGGACUUGAAACCACGAGAUAUUAUCACUCCAAAGUCACUACGUAAUGCGAUGGUUAUUGUCAUGGCACUUGGUGGGUCUACCAAUGCUGUGUUACACUUGAUUGCUAUUGCAAGGUCUGUUGGUCUGGAAUUGACCCUUGAUGAUUUUCAGAAGGUUAGCUAUGAGGUCCCAUUUCUUGCAGAUCUUAAGCCUAGUGGGAAAUAUGUUAUGGAGGAUGUCCACAAGAUUGGAGGAACCCCAGCAGUCAUUCGCUACCUUUUGGAGCUUGGAUUUUUGGAUGGGGAUUGUAUGACGGUUACUGGGAAGACACUAGCUGAAAAUGCAAAAAGUUUCCUUCCUUUGUCCCAAGGGCAGGAUAUUAUAAGACCAUUGGAAAACCCCAUAAAAAAAACUGGUCACAUCCAAAUAUUGUACGGAAAUCUUGCACCAGAGGGAUCUGUAGCAAAGAUUACUGGAAAGGAGGGGCUUUAUUUCUCUGGUCCUGCACUUGUCUUUGAAGGAGAGGAAGCAAUGAUUGCAGCUAUCUCAGAGAAUCCAAUGAGUUUUAAGGGUAAAGUUGUGGUUAUUAGAGGAGAAGGACCUAAGGGAGGACCAGGCAUGGCUGAAAUGUUGACACCAACUAGUGCAAUAAUGGGAGCUGGUCUAGGGAAGGAGGUUGCAUUAUUGACAGACGGUAGGUUCUCAGGCGGAUCACAUGGAUUUGUAGUUGGUCACGUUUGUCCUGAAGCGCAGGAAGGUGGUCCCAUUGGUUUGAUAAGAAACGGAGACAUCAUCAAUAUUGAUGUUCAAAACAGGAGAAUUGAUGUUCAGUUAACAGAUGAGGAGAUGGCAAAGCGAAGAAAAGAAUGGAUUUCACCACCAUAUAAGGCUAACCGUGGAGUGCUAUACAAGUACAUCAAGAAUGUGCAGUCAGCUUCCAAGGGAUGUGUGACCGAUGAGUAAGGAAAGAAUAAUAUGAUAGGAGGCUUAUAGAGUUCGAUAGCGAGUUUGAGGUAUUAUGUAUCAAAGCGUGCCAGGAUCUAUGAUGAGGUUCUCUAGGACAUCUAUCUCUCUCUCUCUAGCAUGUUUAUUUUAUUUUAUUUUAUUUUAUUUUUUAUGACUGACAUUUUAAGAAGUUCCUCUUUAAGGUUUUUUCUGUAUUGAGCUCGCCAUUAUUUCACCAGCUUAAUUGUGGUGGAAAAAAAAAAAAAUGUUUAGUUGCCUCUUUCGGUUGGAAACGUUGCUCUCAAACACUCCAUUGCAUUAUAUGGUCCAAGUGUUGGAAUGUAUUAUUGUAGUAUUGCUAAUC
Messenger RNA from Ziziphus jujuba (common jujube), 2338 nucleotides. RefSeq names its product dihydroxy-acid dehydratase, chloroplastic. The transcript has 14 exons. Gene Ontology annotation, molecular function: dihydroxy-acid dehydratase activity. Gene Ontology annotation, biological process: branched-chain amino acid biosynthetic process. The record is from RefSeq and is a predicted model, not a curated record. NCBI's taxonomy places the organism in Eukaryota, Viridiplantae, Streptophyta, Magnoliopsida, Rosales, Rhamnaceae. The coding region runs from base 160 to 1992 and encodes 610 amino acids. Gene Ontology annotation, cellular component: chloroplast stroma.